CGUGAAGGCCGCAGCAGCGUGCGCAGAGUCAAGAGCGUCCGUUCCAGCCAGCGACACCAGGGAAGCAGAGAAAGCACCUUCACCGACUCCAUCCCACCGCCCGCGCGACAGCGAUCCCAAUCUUUCUUCGCUGCCGGUGCAACAUCGACAUCUUCUUCGCGCUCGAGCGCGUGCUCACGCGCCCUCUCCGUCUUUCUCGUCUCCAGCCUCUUCACCUUGUCAUUUCUUCCGCGUCCUUCACGUGCUUGCCUUCCCUUUUUCUCCCGCGACUAUCUCGAAGCCUUGCCCCGACUCACCUCGACGCAGAGUGCCUGCUCGCUCUGCUCCGCUCCGCGUCACCGAGCCCAAGGCCAUAGGGGAAUUCGAACGAACCGGGGAAGAAAAAAAGAAGAGAAAGACCAAAAGAGCCAAAGCAAAAGGCUACUAUCUGUCGUGCCAUGUGGCUCUUGAGAGCCGCGUCGUCUCUUGCUUUCCUCUUUCUGAUCGUCUUCACCAUCCCUCUAACCUUCGACGUCGGCGGAAAGGACUGCGGCCUCGCGUUCUCCCUAGCCCUCUCGUGCUACUACUUCCUGUUCUCGGUCCUGCGUCUCGUCACUCCGGACCAUGGCUCGCGCUUCCGUCUCGCCCUCGUCCAGCUCGUGAGGUACACGCAGUGGUUGGCCAUCCUGGCCUUGAUGAUAUGGAGCAUGAACAAGUUUGCCGUCGACUCCAACAACGCCGCCAAGAGCUGGGUCGAGCGCACCUUCAAGCCCCAACUGAGCCAGGACAGCUCCUUGAAGCUCUGGCUGCUGGGCAGGGGCGGCGUGGUCGAGAGCGUCGCCCUGCACGGCUGGGAGAAGCUGCUGUUGUGGUCCGCACCGCUCUUCCAGUUUCUCGAGGGCUUUUGCAGCCUCCUCGUCAUCCAGGCGUGCGGACAAAUCACACGCUGGCUUGUCAACCGGGAGGGAGGUGACAGUUGGAUGAUUGGACUGCUGGGCUUGUCCUCUGCCAUCCUAUCGUCCUCGCUCUACUUCCUCUGGCGUAUCACUACCUUCCCGGAACUCAACACUACCGACGCCCUCCUCAUCGGUGCGACAAUCACCUGCGUUGUUAUUCUCGGUUCUUGGGGCAUCUUCAACGGCAGGGGCAAUCCUGUCGAGAGCUCUCUUCUUUUUGCCUACAUAACCUUGUGCAUCUACCAGAUCUUCACCGACUACCAACCGUCCAAUCCGAAGACUGAGGCCACCCCGCCUGUUCAGCCAGAGUAUCCGCCUCUGCCGCCCGUCAUCAUGGCGACGUACUCAACCCUGCUGCACUACCUCUCGAGCCUGCCGACCGCGAUACAUGCCUCGUUCAACUUUGUUUUUGCAGUCGUGAUGACCAUCACUCCUUCCGUCAUCAUCUCUUUGGCCUACCGCGUCUUCGUCAUGUACGCCGCCGCCCGGAUCAUCCCUGCCAUUCGAGAGUCCGGUGCAAGAGCUCUUUCCGAGGAGCCUAGCCUUGAUGACGAUGACGAUGCGGGCCGUUUCCUGGGAUUUCUGUCCUGGUUUAGCCCCAGCAUACUGAUUGCUGUCUACACCAGUCUCCUGAUGCAGCACUUCACAACGGUGAAUGGCAACGGGAACAUGGGUGCACAGGGCGAGUGGUGGUUCAUGGGCGUCGGAGGUGGAGAUGCGGGAGGCAAUCUGUACAGGUGGCUGAACGUCGUGUUUGUGCAGUUGAUCUACGCUGUGGAGCUGUACAUGAGCAGGGACGAGGUGAUUGUGCCACACUGGAAGGUCGAUUGAGCGGGCGGAGUGUGGUCCAGGAUUGGGACGACUUUCUUUUACAAGGCUCUGCACAAGUAUAAAGGAAAGGGAAUCUAAGGAAAGAGAAGCUCUGCGAUCGCACGUGCACUUACGCACAAGUGCCCUUUAUACAGAGCGUAGCGGGCCGCAAAAGAGCUUGGGCCGCGAGACAUGGGGAACGAUGAGUACUCGUGGUGCAGCGGACAAAGUCUAAUAUGGAUGUGUACCCGCUCCCUCCCUACGCUCGCGCCUGGCCUGACUUAUGUCUGGUCUAUACCCCUCUGCAUUCCACUUCGCUCGAUCCGAGCCUGAAGAAACCAAUUGCUUUCCCAGCAUGUUCGCCGGGAAGGCAUCUGCAAAGAAACAUGCACAUCCCCAAACCCCUCCCCAUACCUCCAUUUACAUCACACUAAGUGAAAGAAGAGUACGAGAUGAAGAGCGAGAUGGAAGAGGGAAGGUAGAAUUGACUAUUGCUUGCCAAGAAUGGCCCCUCUUAUCAGGUUGGCUUGUACUUCUAAGUACCUCAGACAACAAAUUCGCGGCUCAGGCUUCGUAUAUUCGGCUUGUUGGUGUUCUGAAACGUUCCAACACACAUUUUUUUUUUCUUCUUCUUCUGCGACUGGGGCGUAUGCCCUGGCUCUUUUGGACCCAACCUUUAGAUCUCUUAUCUGCUGCGAGUUCUGCCAAGAUCUUACCAUAUUCAUUCCACUUGACAACUCAAUAUAUAUGUUGGUCAUAUCUAGUACAUUAUGAAGACGUCAUGAAUAAGGAAAGCUAUCUUCGCUGCUCAAUCUAUAUUCUUCAUGGUAACAUUCCAGUCCUGGCUGACUAGACUUCCGGCCG
This is a messenger RNA of Verruconis gallopava, 2609 nucleotides long. RefSeq lists its product as uncharacterized. The transcript has 2 exons. Gene Ontology annotation, biological process: septin ring assembly; endoplasmic reticulum inheritance. The coding region runs from base 438 to 1766 and encodes 442 amino acids. The record is from RefSeq and is a predicted model, not a curated record. Lineage: Eukaryota; Fungi; Ascomycota; Dothideomycetes; Venturiales; Sympoventuriaceae. Gene Ontology annotation, cellular component: endoplasmic reticulum membrane; perinuclear endoplasmic reticulum; cortical endoplasmic reticulum.